CUGUAGCACUUUGUUUCUGUGUAGUGAGCAAGUUGUUUGGAAGAAGAGGGAGAGAGAGAGAGAGAGGAAGGGUGGGGGCGAGCGAGCAGAGGACAGAAGAGAGAAAGAGAAAAGAGAGAGAGAGGGGGAAAGAGAAAAUCUCGUCAUGUCUCUCUUCUUCUGCUUCUUCGUGUCCGUUUAGUGAUCUCGCGGCGCUGCGCAGAUAAUGUCCGAGAAUGUCCAUUUCUGGGACUUUGAGCAACUACUACGUGGACUCCAUCAUAAGUCACGAGAGCGAUGAACUCUCAGCCCCGGCUCGCUUUCCCGGUGUGCAGUACUCCGGCUCGAGCUCCGCCGCGUUGGCGGCAGGGAGGCAGCCCGGCGGAGCUGCGCACGCGGAGCAUCCCCAUCCCGAGUCGUACCCGUCCUGCAGCUUCCAGCCGAAGCCCCCGGUCUUCUCCUCGUCCUGGAGCCCGUUCAGUCCGCACCACGGGGCCAGCGGCCUCCCGGCUGUUUACCACCCGUACAUCCCGGCGCAGCACGUGCCCGCCGCGGACACUCGGUACCUCCGCUCGUGGCUGGACUGCGCGCCGCGCGGCUCCGAGUCUGUCCCGGGUCAGUCGGGGCAGGUCAAGCUGGAGCCGCAGCUCGCGCAUCUCGGCACAGAGAUCCCUCCUAAACUCAGUGGACAGCUCCAGCACGAGACCACCACGUACAUCCUGGAGUCGACGUCCACGGCGGCGCGCGAGCUGAACCACCAUCCGUCCGCCACCCCGGGAGCAGGGUUCGAGGAAAAUAAGGACAUUUGUGAGGGGAGUGAGGACAAAGAUGGCCUGGAUCAAACUGACCCCUCGGCCAACUGGCUGCACGCGCGCUCCUCCCGGAAGAAGCGCUGUCCGUACACCAAGUACCAGACGCUCGAGCUCGAGAAGGAGUUCCUGUUCAACAUGUACCUCACGCGGGACCGGCGGCACGAGGUGGCGCGCGCGCUCAACCUGACGGAGCGGCAGGUGAAGAUCUGGUUCCAGAACCGGAGGAUGAAGAUGAAGAAACAGAGCAAGGACCAACCCAAGGACUAAGCGGGGACUCUCGGACCCACGCACGAGCGGCACAUACGCCUGGUUUUGACGCACGUGCACGCACGCUCACAACAUGUAUCCUGUAACGUUUCUUAAACACAAAAUGGCCUUCCUGCAAACACGCACACAGACAACCUUUCCAAUUAGUUUAAACCUCCAGGCCCCAUCACACCUGAUCGAUACACCUGAUCAGCGGCUUCAUUGAUCUAAUGAAGGUCGCACGCGCUCCCUGGGAGGCCUGGACUCUUGAACAAUUUUCGUUUUCAGUCGUGGUGGAUGAUGGGUAAAAAGUCACAGACCUACAGUGAUUCUUCCUGGAACUUUUUUCCUGACAAUGUGUGGGACCGCUUCUAAAGCUGCGGACUGGACUGAGUGUUUGGUGACGUCAUGCGUCUUUAUUUCACGCUGUUUUUAAUUAGUUUGAUCUGUAAUGUAAAGGAAGAGAGUAUCACACCGCCUCGUGCUAGAGAGAGAGGGAGAGAGAUGUUUUCUUCUUUAUCAAGCACUACUUUUCCUCUUAUUGGUUAUUUAUUGUUCCGUAUCUGACACCGGAGGCGUGCGAAGGUGCUGAAAUCGUGGUUUCACGUGGCCAUUAAUAAACACCAGGAGCGGAGGAGGAUAGAACACGAACACCUCCUAUACCGGCAGGGUUUGAUUAGAAAGCGCCUGAUGUUCGGCGUUGAUACAAGCAGCAAGCCGCCGUUUGUUUCCAGGUUGUCGGUCUAAGUAAUGAGCAGAUACCGGGGGGGGGGAGGAGGUGGAGUGAUGGGAUGGUGAGGGUGUUAACCCGACUCAGCAACCGAGAGGCUCCGAUUAGGCUGCUGUCGAUACGGUGGAUCCCGCCCUCCGGAUGCUUUAUCUGCUGCAGCUCCUCUCGUGCUCGGCUUCUCUCGGCUGUCGAUCGUCGCACGAGCCCGGAGUCAGCAGAGUUUAUUGUCUCCAAGAAACACACAAAAUAAUCAUCAUCAAGCACACACAUCAAGACUUUGUGUGUGAAUGCUCGUCAGAUUUAGGGGAGACUGGGGGCGGUUGCAACAUUUCUCUCACUGUUUAGAUUAGGAAAUAAAAACACAUUUAUUCUCAUUAUUAAACUAAAACACCUCCGAUAAUUAUUACUUACUAAUAAUUAUUUUGAAUAAAUGCAUAAAAGUGAACAACAUACAUUUAAAUCAGAAAUUAGAUUUUUUAGGUUUUCACAGAGAACAUCUACCGACACUUAUCAGGGACCUUACAAGGUUUUAAAAAGUUCUCCUUAUUGUCUCAAAACACAAUAAAAAAAGUGCAUUAUUUUAAAAAUUUAAUAUUUUAUAAUUUAUUCAUGAAUUAGAUAAUACCACAUUUUAAAAUUUGAUAUAACCCUAGAAUGUUUAAAGUUUGGGAUUUUUGAAAAUAGAAAAUUAUUUUUCCUAAAUUCUUUCUACAGAUUAAAAAAAACAGUUUAAUGUAAUUUAUAUUUUAUUUAGUUGUAAAGGAAAAUGUAGAAACUAAUUUCAAUGUAGUGAUUUGAACAUAAAGGCUUUUUUUUCAGACUGAAUGACUCUCUCUCUCUUGUUGACACAGUCCCCGGUCUCCCCUACUUCAGGAGAUAAAGACUCAGACAGCUUUCCACCCUCCAACAGAUUUAAAGACCGGCUACACACAAACGUCUUAAUUAGAACAAAAUCUUUCAUGGCUGCAGAAGAAUUUUCAGCAAAACGUCAGAAUCUAGUCCGCACAAAGUCCGCGUGGUCCUCAACAUCCUUCUUAUCCUUCUUCAACGUGAUUCUUCCUUUCUCUGGAGGAGAAUCAUCUCUAUUUUUAUACAAAUCUACAGUUUGUUCUGUAAUAUCUGCUAUGCAAGCACGGGUUCCUCUCUAGUCAGGAAGUAUCCACAGGCAGUGUGCGCAAAGAGAGAGAAUACAAAAACACGCUCACAUGUUGACUGGAAAUCUGAAUUCCUCGUCGGUGUCCUCCCCCCCUUCCCCUCCCCCCAUAAAUAUGAUUCCUAUAUGUUGUAAAAGAGGUUUUAUAUAAACAGAGAGGACAGGACGGCCUGCGUGGAAAUGCUUUAGCAAUAGUGUCGACGUUUAAUAGCUCAGAAAAUGAUGUGGUCCGUUUAUGCAGAAUUUUAUGAGUGUGAGUGUUAAAGUAUGAAGAGGCCGUGUUGGACUGUUUCUACGGCGUUAUUUGGAGUGUCGGUGUAGUUAAAGGGCGUCCGAUGGCAGUUUUAUGGACGGAUCAUAAACUACACACAGGCUUUACAGCGUUUACAACCGUGUGUGUGUGUGAGAGAGAGAGAGAGAGAGAGUGUGUGUGUGUCCGAUAAGAAAGAGAGAAAGAGGAUGUGUGUGCGCGCAUGUGUUGGCCGUCGCGGUUGCAGACCACGAAGGCUGCCUGCACCAACAUUGUAAAAACUAAACAUUAUAUAUAAAUAUAGUUUACACACACACACACACACACACACACACACACACACACACACACACACACACACACACACACACACACUGCAGCUCUAAUUAACGUGCAGAAAUAACGGGUCCACAAACAGCCUCUCUUCUCUUUAACUUUUCUUUCUUGUUUUUUUGUUUUUUUUGUUUUUUUGCAGAGUCUUAAACAGAGAAGCGCGCGCAGCAUCACACCCUCCAUUCACGAGCACAAAUGUUUACAUGGUUUGCGCAUGCCUCGAGUCUCCAGUCGUUUUGAGACGUGUUGUUUUCGUCGUUUAGCUCUUUGUGUGUUCAAUGUGUCGGAGGGGGAAUGCUUUCAGAAAAAUUAAAAGCAGACUAAAUAGACGUUUUUUUUUUUUCUCGAUAGGAAUAUUCCUUAUUUAUUGUAAAUAAAGUGAGUAACCUCGUCUUUCUUAUUGGAAUAUGAUGAUUCUUGUUUGUCUAAUAUGGAUUUGACUGUAUAUAGAUGAUUCUGUUCUCUCCUUUCUGUUUCCUUGUUAUUGUGCAGACUGUCUCUUUGUGUUUGAUGGUGAACAGUGGUGAGCAGGACUGAAGCUGCAGGGAGGACAGAUUUCAUUCAAAUGUAACAAUGUCUCUUUAAAACGAUCAGCUUGAUUUGAAUUAUUGACUCUUCCUUCCGCCUUCUUCUCUGUAUUUAUUCUCCUGACUGAGGGACUUUUGGUUCCUGGAGGUUUUUGUAGUUGGUGAAUAUGGACAGAGCUCCAGAAGUCUCUCUCCUCUUCAGACAAAUGUGACCCAUGUGUCCACAGUGGAGGCUUUAUUACCGAGCAGGCGGACUCCACAGUCUCUGUGAUCCUCUCCUUCAUGUCUCCAUGUGUCACUUCUUGUGCGUUUUUCUCUUCUCUGUGUUGUUGUCUUCUGUUACUUUGUGCGAUGGCACUGCUGAUGCUGGAUUCAUAUUAAAGAAGAGUCUUUACACAA
Messenger RNA from Labrus bergylta (ballan wrasse), 4429 nucleotides. RefSeq names its product homeobox B9a (gene hoxb9a). Gene Ontology annotation, cellular component: nucleus. Gene Ontology annotation, molecular function: RNA polymerase II cis-regulatory region sequence-specific DNA binding; DNA-binding transcription factor activity, RNA polymerase II-specific. Lineage: Eukaryota; Metazoa; Chordata; Actinopteri; Labriformes; Labridae. Gene Ontology annotation, biological process: embryonic skeletal system morphogenesis; anterior/posterior pattern specification; regulation of transcription by RNA polymerase II. The record is from RefSeq and is a predicted model, not a curated record.